Molecule: messenger RNA, 2853 nt
Organism: Mesorhabditis belari
Lineage: Eukaryota; Metazoa; Nematoda; Chromadorea; Rhabditida; Rhabditidae
Source: the annotation of a GenBank genome assembly
AUGUUUACAUCUUCACCGUCAUCAUCUUCCUCGAGAAGUUUCCGCCAAGUCGUCAAGGUGAUUGCUGACUUUGACAAAGAAGUAUCAGAGAUUUUGGAACAUCGCUUGUUGCACCUUGAAAUCGAUGAUCUGAUUCAAUUGACCGAAGAACGCGAUGAGAAUUGGUGCAAAGGUGUUCAUAUGAAAACGAAAAACGAAGGCUUUGUCCACACAAAAUGCAUCAAGGCCGUUUUGACUCGAGAUUUGGAUGAGAGAUGGUUUCAUCCGAUCGAGCGAGUUGAGACAAAAAUUUGCUUAUUGAGCCGAAAAAAUCUUCCCAACGGAGCCUUUCUUGUUGGACGAUCGCAACGCUGUGAUGGCUUCAUUUUGAGCACAAAAUCAAGUGACAAACAUGUUGACUAUUGGAAAAUCCAUGUAAAAAAGGGACCCGAAUGGAAAUUACACUAUUUUCUUAAAGAGGGUGAAUGGUUUGAAACGGUCGAACACUUGCUAAACUUUUAUCAAAAUGCGCCUUUACCAAAAGAGAUCGGGCAAUCGAAUAUUUUGACUUUACCGGUUCAAGUGUCGACAUGGAAUCAAGAGAUGCGACCGGAUCUCGGUCAACUGUGGAGAAUCAAAUAUGAACACUUGAGCAUCAUGAAGAAGGAAAAUGAAGGACAUUAUGGAGAAGUCUUUUGUGGCCAAUGGAACCAGAGUCUCGUUGCAAUCAAAAAGCCAAAAGUGCGCUCGUAUCCGCUCACCGAAAAAGAGAAGUCAAGCUUUGCGAGAGAAGCUCGACACCUUAAAUCGCUCAAUCAUCCGAAUAUUGUUCUCUUUUAUGGGAUUUCUGAAUAUAAUGACAUUCCUUGUAUGGUGACUGAAUUUCUGGAAAACGGUGACUUGAGAGCGUUUAUGAAGUCGCGUCAAGAGAUGGGCAUUUACGAGAUAUGGAGUGUGCUUAUUCAGAUAGCAAGUGGAAUGGAUUAUCUCGAAACUCGACCAGUGCCCAUAAUCCAUCGAGACCUUGCUGCAAGGAAUGUUUUGAUUGGUUCGAUUGUUGAUGGAAAUCCGUUAGUAAAGAUCAGUGAUUUUGGAUUAGCGAGAGAACUCUUGGAUAAGAAUUACUAUCGUUCAAAUGAAUGUCCAUUUCAAUGGUGCCCACCUGAGACCCUGGACACGGGAUAUUUCUCUCGUGGAUCCGACAUGUGGUCAUUCGGAGUGGUCAUUUACGAGAUUUUCACGAGAAAUCAUCAUCCAUAUGUUAAAGAAAUAUCAAAAGUAAGUCCAUCGACCAUUUUGGAGUUCCUCCAAAAUGACGGCAGAUUGACUCGACCUGAUAACUGUCCACAAAUCUUUUGGCAAAAGAUCGUUGAAAAUGGCUGUUUCCUCUUUGAACGUGAGAAACGCCCCGAUUUCAAAGAGUGUAUUGAGCGAAUUUUUUGCUUUAUGGAUGAAAACGAGUAUGAGAAAUACGAUCGCAUUUACAAAAAUCCGCUUAUGGGGAGAGCGUUUUUCAACGCUGACGCUGAAGCGGCGAACAAGCAGAUUUCAUUUCCGGAAGUGUUUCAAAUAGAACACCCCAGACAAAACAAGAGGAUACUGAUUUCGCUUGAUGAAAUCAAGGUUAAUGUAAAAGAUCUGAAGAAGCCGUUUUGGUAUGGUUCUUUGAAAAAUCGAGAGAUUCGGGGAACCGAAAUCGUUACAAAACAUCGGAAGGGCGGAAAAAUUGCUCUUUGGGAGAAAAAUCGAAUGAAAAAACUCGUCGAAUUAAGCCAUUCAAAUAUACUGCCGUUUUACGGGAUUUUACAAAAUGGGAAGCACGAAUUUUUCGUAACAAAAUGGCUAAGAUAUGGGACUUUGCAAGAUUUUGCAAAGCAAAUAAAAGGAGUGAAUCGAGGGCAGGUCGAUCUUUUGAUACAGAUUUGUUCUGGAAUGAAAUAUCUUCAUUCUCGUGGUAUUUUACAUGGACAUUUAUCGGCUGCGAAUUGCUUGAUGGGCGAUCCCGAUCUUGCACCGUUGGUGCAGAUUAGUGACUAUCACAGAUCGUACGAGCCAAUCGGUUCAGCAAAAGAUUUUCAGCUACGUUGGUGCUCAAUUGAGACAAUUAAAACAAAGGUGAAAACGUUUCAAAACGAUAUUUGGUCUUUUGGAGUAGUCAUCUGGGAGGUUUUCUCAUAUGGAGCGACUCCAUAUAAAGGCAUACAAGUUAAUGCUUUGCUAUCUUCUUUGAAGGGUGGCUCUCGGCUGGAAAGGCCGUCUAAAUGCCCAAAGGAUAUUUACGAAAGAAUUAUGAUGAAAUGUUUCAAAGAGAAACCAUUGACACGCCCCGAUUUCGGAAAUUUGGAACUAAUGUUAAUGGAGAGUCGAAAGAACUGGCAGGACAUUGUUGAUGGGGAAAUACUCUCUGAUGCUUUAUUGGAAGUCGAUCUCGUACACCCAUCAAAUUUACCGCAGGAGGAAAUUAAGGUUUUUGAUGACUCGGAUAUGAUGUAUGUUGUCGAUAAUUCGUCAAGUAACGUCCACAGCGGAAAACCAAGACACCUCUAUGAUUCUGUCUCGUGCUAUAAUAGAGAACUCGUAAGCAACUACUCAGCCGGAACACCUCUCAGGUCCUCGUCCUCGAAUCUCACGUUCACGGAACUCAGUGGAUCACGAUUACAGGCUCUAUCUCGUGUUACUAAGUCACUGUCUGGCAUCAAAUGGCCCCGACUUGCUAGAUUUCGUAACAGCAUUAGAGCCUUCCGAGGAACGCGAAAGGAAGAAAGCCUGCCUAGACAUUCCCAUGCAUGUUCUAUUUCGGAGGAUUAUGCCUAUCCGACCGUUCCCCAAGCUCCAGAAAGCAAAAUCCCUCCUCCACCAGUGCAAACUCGGCUU